Molecule: messenger RNA, 3975 nt
Organism: Psammomys obesus (fat sand rat)
Lineage: Eukaryota; Metazoa; Chordata; Mammalia; Rodentia; Muridae
Gene: Plekhm2
Product: pleckstrin homology and RUN domain containing M2
Exons: 20
Coding region: 35-3127 (1030 amino acids)
Biological process (GO): regulation of protein localization; positive regulation of membrane tubulation; lysosome localization
Cellular component (GO): endosome membrane
Molecular function (GO): kinesin binding
Source: RefSeq, a predicted model, not a curated record
GCGGCGACGGGGCGGCGGCGGCGGCGGCGGCGCCAUGGAGCCGCGGGAGGUGAAGGACCGAAUCCUGGAGAACAUCUCGCUGUCGGUGAAGAAGCUACAGAGCUACUUUGCAGCGUGUGAGGAUGAGACCCCUGCCAUUCGGAACCAUGACAAGGUCCUGCAACGCCUGUGUGAGCACCUGGACCAUGCCCUGCUGUACGGACUGCAAGACCUGUCCUCCGGCUACUGGGUGCUUGUGGUCCAUUUCACCCGGAGAGAGGCCAUCAAGCAAAUCGAGGUGCUGCAACAUGUGGCCACCAACCUGGGGCGCAGCCGCGCCUGGCUCUACCUGGCUCUCAAUGAGAAUUCCUUGGAGAGCUACCUGCGUCUGUUCCAGGAGAACCUGGGUCUGCUUCAGAAGUACUACGUCAGGAACGCCCUGGUCUGCAGCCAUGAUCACCUGACUCUCUUCCUGACCUUGGUGUCUGGGCUGGAGUUUAUUCGCUUCGACCUGGAUCUGGACGCCCCUUACUUAGACCUGGCCCCCUACAUGCCUGACUACUAUAAACCCCAGUAUCUGCUGGACUUUGAAGACCGCCUUCCCAGCUCCGUCCAUGGUUCAGACAGCCUGUCCCUCAACUCCUUCAACUCCGUCACCUCCACCAACCUGGAAUGGGAUGACAGCGCGAUCGCCCCAUCUAGCGAGGAUUAUGAUUUUGGAGAUGUGUUUCCAGCAGUGCCGUCUGUACCCAGCACAGACUGGGAAGACGGAGACCUCACAGAUACCAUCAGCGGCCCCCGCUCCACUGCCUCGGACCUGACCAGUAGCAAGGCAUCCACCAAGAGCCCCACCCAGCGCCAUAACCCCUUCAACGAGGAGCAGGCCGAGACGGCCUCCUCUGACUCCACCCCUGUGCACGCGACCUUGCAGGAGAAUGACGAGGCCCAGGCCCCAGACCAGCAGGAUGCCUGUGCGGAGCUUGAAGUUAUCAGGGUCACCAAGAAGAAGAAAACUGGUAAGAAGAAAAAGAGCAAAUUGGACGAGGAGGCAAGCCCGCUGCACCCCACCUCUAGCCAGCAGAGAUGCAGCAGGCAGGGGGAUGGUGACAGACUUGUGGGUACCCCAGGCCUGGCACGGGACUCUUCAGACACUGCCCUUGCCUCCCCUCAGGACCUGGGGGAAGGGCCGAGCAGUGCCGCUGAGAGCAGUGAGCCCUCAGAGCUCAGCCAGGUGGGCUUGCUGAUCCCCGAGAUGAAGGACACUUCCAUGGAGUGCCUGGGACAGCCCCUGAGCAAGGUCAUUGACAAGCUCCACGGACAGCUGGACCCUAGCACCUGGUGCUCCCAUGUCGACCCCCCUGACCAGCCCUUUCGGACGGGCUCCCCCGGGGAGGCCCCGGAGAAACCACCAUUUUGUGACUUUAGUGAGGGGCUUCCAGCCCCCAUGGACUUCUACCGGUUUACAGUUGAGAGUCCAAGUACUGCUGCACCAGGUGGCGGCCACCAUGACCCUACAGGGCCUAGCCAACCGCUGCAUGUUCCUUGUGGCCCUGAGGCUGCUCUCCAAGAAGAAGAGGGAGGAAGAGGAGCGGGACAGGCAUCUCAGCCCCUAGAGGACAUGCAGGGGAAGGCUCAGGAGCCAGAGCCCCAGGAACUGGACAGCCAGUGGCCAUUGGUCAGCCAGGAGCCUGUGCCUGAACCUGUGUCCCAGGCUGAACUUGGAACCCAGGAUGCUCUUUGCAAGCUCAAGCGAGACCAGCCCAGUCCGUGUCUGAGCAGUGCUGAGGACUCCGGGGUGGAGGAGGGCCAGGGGAGCCCUUCCGAGAUGACGCACCCCUCCGAGUUCAGAGUGGACAACAACCACCUACUCCUCCUGAUGAUCCACGUCUUUCGAGAAAACGAAGAACAGCUGUUCAAAAUGAUCCGGAUGAGCACGGGGCACAUGGAGGGCAACCUGCAGCUGCUCUACGUGCUGCUCACGGACUGCUACGUCUACUUGCUUCGGAAAGGGGCCACAGAGAAGCCAUACCUGGUGGAAGAGGCUGUUUCUUACAAUGAACUUGACUAUGUGUCGGUUGGCCUGGACCAACAGACUGUCAAGCUGGUGUGCACCAACCGCAGGAAGCAGUUUCUGCUGGACACGGCUGACGUGGCCCUGGCUGAGCUCUUCUUGGCGUCUCUGAAGUCAGCCAUGAUCAAAGGCUGCCGGGAACCACCCUACCCCAGCAUCUUGACUGAUGCUACCAUGGAGAAGCUGGCGCUGGCUAAAUUUGUCGCCCAGGAAUCCAAAUGUGAGGCAUCCACUGUGACUGUGCACUUCUAUGGGCUCGUGCACUGGGAGGACCCCAUGGAUGAGGCCCUGGGCCCUGUUCCAUGCCACUGCUCACCUCCUGAGGGCACCAUCACCAAAGAAGGCGUGCUGCACUACAAGGCUGGAACCUCCUACCUGGGCAAGGAGCACUGGAAGACGUGCUUCGUGGUUCUCAGCAAUGGGAUCCUCUACCAGUAUCCUGACCGCACCGAUGUCAUCCCUCUGCUCUCAGUGAACAUGGGGGGGGAGCAGUGUGGCGGCUGCCGGAGAGCCAACGGCACGGAUCGGCCCCACGCCUUCCAGGUCGUUCUGGCCGACCGGCCCUGCCUGGAGCUAAGCGCUGACAGCGAGGCCGAGAUGGCCGACUGGAUGCAACAUCUCUGCCAGGCCGUGUCCAAAGGAGUCAUACCGCAGGGGGUGGCUCCCAGCCCCUGUAUCCCUUGCUGCCUGGUGAUCACCGAGGACCGCCUCUUCACGUGCCACGAGGAUUGCCAGACCAGCUUCUUCCGCUCCCUGGGCACAGCCAGGCUGGCGGACAUCAGUGCCAUCUCCACGGAGCUGGGCAAGGAGUACUGUAUCCUGGAGUUCUCCCAGGAUAGCCCACAGCUGCUCCAACCCUGGGUCAUCUAUUUGAGCUGCCCUUCUGAACUGGACCGGUUCCUGACUGCCCUGAGCUCCGGGUGGAAAGCCAUCUACCAGGUAGACCUCCCUCACAAAGCAAUUCAUGAAGCUUCCGUCAAGCAGAAGUUUGAAGACGCCCUGAGCCUCAUCCACAGCGCCUGGCAGCGGAGCGACAGCCUGUGCCGAGGCAGAGCCUCCCGGGACCCCUGGUGCUGAGGCGUGGCUGGGCAGCACUGUAGGCAGGCAGGAAGGAGGCGGGCUGACCAGCAUGUCCACAUGUCCACACAGCGGUGAGCUGUUUCGGAGCUGGCUGUCCACAGGCCUCUACAGGCCACUCCUGCCUUGGGGCGGCGGAACCGCUAGUGUGGCUUGGGACAGGAAUCCAGAGUGGGUGCCCAGCGCCCUAGGCAUCCGGCCCCACAGCAGUGACUAGAGGUCACUGGGGCAGAAGGUCUGAGCCCUGUGGGCUCUGUAGACACAUGGUGUCCCCUGGGUCACCACCUUAGUCCUCACCAUCUGCUCAGGGUGGCCGUGAGGAUAAUAGUAUCCAGUUAAGGGGGAGCAAAGAGACCAGGAGGAUGGGCGUGCCAUCUUCCUCUCCCGGGUCAGGGGCCUGGGCAGAUAGGUGGUCAGGGCCCCCUGGGGGUCCUGAGUGCCCAGCCUUCCUUGUUCGUUUUUGGAACACUGUCCUCACUGCGCAGGGAACCGGGAACACUGGCUAUCUGUGCAUGCCUCCUCACGCCCCCACCCUGUGCACAGUGGCCCGCCUUGCACGGCCUGGGCCCAGCCCUCCACAGCUGCCGGGAGGCCCCGCAUGUCCACAGCCUCCCUUCUUAAGUACAGCAGAGUUUGGGGGACCCAGGGAUCAGUUGGCCCCUCUUUCGAGGAGCAAAGGAGAGGGGUGGAGAGAAGAGCAGGGCCCGUGAGCCUGGUGGCCACUUUGAUACCUAACUGACCCCUGCUUGGCUGGAGCUAGCCCUUCCUGAGGUCUCUGUUAGGUCCCCUGGGGGACAGGUCAGGUGAUUGGGUUUUGUUUUUUAAAAUAAAAUUGAUGUUAUAUUGCU